GUUCUAUGUACUUCUGUAUCCAAAAAAUUGUACUGAAAAGUUGACGUUGAAAAAAAAAUUGCCUCUUACUAACCACCCCACCUCCACCCCGAAAUAGGAUUUUCGAGUUGGGGAAAUUUUCCUUUGGUUUGUCAACCUCUCCCUUUCAAACACGUGACUGAAAGAUCUUGGGGGCAUUUUAUUAAAUUUAUUUCACCACACGUACCCCCCAACUGAUUCCUUCUCCAUAACUUUUGAUUGGUUAGAGCUAUGUCUUUCAUAUCUUACAUGUAUAUUAAUUGUCCCAAGACCUUUAUAUUUGACUUGUUGUCUUAAUUAAUUGUAUAGAUGCUGGUGACUUUGAGAUAUUUGGCCAAAGGUGACUUCCAAUCGGAGUGCGGCGACCUACACGGGAUUUCCCAACCCAAGGUGUCGAGAGUUAUAUCCCGAGUUGUGUCAGCCCUUGACCUGCGACUGCAAAAUAUUAAUUUUCCAACAUCAGAACAAGAUAUCAUAAAAACCAAAACGCAGUUCUACAACCUUGCAAACUUCCCUGGGGUGAUCGGCGCUGUAGAUGGAACAUUGAUUCCUAUCCUUGCUCCAAAGGACGACGAAUACGUAUACGUAUGUCGUAAAGGAUACCACGCCUUAAAUGUUCAGGGCGUGGUUGACUCAUCUUUAAGAUUCACCAAUAUGGUGUGUAAAUGGCCAGGAUCUGUUCAUGACAGCUUCAUAUUCAACAAUAGCAAGUUGCGGGAGGUUUUGGAGGGGCUACCCAACUGCUGGCUGGUUGGCGAUUCCGGAUAUCCCUUAAAGGCAUGCUUAAUGACUCCAAAGCUGCACCCACAAACAGAGGCAGAGGAGCGCUACAAUAAGGCCCAUGGACAGACGAGGGUCGUGGUAGAAAGGGCCUUUGGCGUCCUCAAAUCGCGUUUCAGAUGCUUGCACAAAACUGGAGGAUGUUUGCCAUUCAGCCCUGAAAAGUGUAUUAAAGUGAUUAGUGUUGCAAUGAAAUUGCACAACGUGUGCAUCGAUAGAAAAGUUCCUUUGGUAGCACCAGGGGGUGAUGGAGUUGAGAUAAAUUCUGAGGAGGACACUGUCUAUCUGGGACAAGAUCGUGAUGGUACACUGCAACGUGAAAGACUCGUUCAGCUUUUCAUUUAGUGGUGAAAAUUAUACAAAUGUUCAGUAGUACCCGUAAGUGUUCUCAUGUCCAGUGUAAAAAAGAAAGGUAUAUAUACAGGUAUCAUAAUCCUUAAACAUUAUGUGGCAAACUUUUGAGAAAAAAUGACAAGAUAAGCUCUUACUCAAAAUUUUGAAUAAAUUUAUCUAUAUACA
Saccostrea cuccullata (small rock oyster) is the source of this 1317-nucleotide messenger RNA. RefSeq names its product putative nuclease HARBI1. The coding region runs from base 328 to 1143 and encodes 271 amino acids. The record is from RefSeq and is a predicted model, not a curated record. The transcript is spliced from 3 exons. NCBI's taxonomy places the organism in Eukaryota, Metazoa, Mollusca, Bivalvia, Ostreida, Ostreidae.